Molecule: messenger RNA, 1318 nt
Organism: Chionomys nivalis (European snow vole)
Lineage: Eukaryota; Metazoa; Chordata; Mammalia; Rodentia; Cricetidae
Gene: Tmem265
Product: transmembrane protein 265
Exons: 2
Coding region: 684-1013 (109 amino acids)
Cellular component (GO): membrane
Source: RefSeq, a predicted model, not a curated record
CUGUUUUUGCUUUUUAUAAACAGCAAGAAAAGAAAAGAUCUUAACUGUGUGAUUUUUUUUUUCCUUCCUCCCCAGAACUGUUUUCAUGCUGGGUGUGGUGUCACUUGCCUUUAAUUCCAGCACUACCACUCAGGAGGUAGAGCCAGGUGAAUCUCUGAGUCCUAGGCAGCCUGGUCUACAUAGUGAGUUCCAGAACAGUCAGGACUAUAUAGAGAAACCCUGUUCAAAAAAGAAUUAUCCUAGCACAAAGGAACAAAGGCAGGCGAUCCUCUGUAUUUGAGGCAGCCUUGUCUACAUACUGAGUUCCAGGCCAACCAAGGAGAGCUAAACGGUGAGACCCUAUCUCAAAACAAAACAAGGCACCUUCUUAAAAGGUUUUGAAAUUUUAUAUCCUGCUUCUCAAUAUGCAUGUCAGUUUUGCUUCUUUGUGCUUAUCAAACUACAAGCACAUUCACAUAUUUGCCUUCAGAGACUUAGACUCUUAUAGUGAAGGGAAGCAGCCUAUCCACGUAUUUAUUAGUCUCCUGCCUUGAGUCAUGGGAGGAAUUCCCCAGUACAACAGCAUUCCUAAGUAUAGGGGUAGGACAGUAGACAGCAUGCUUUGAGAAGGGUGGAGUCACCACACCACAACAAGAGCUCAUUUGUUGGGCUUAAAAAUACCUUGACUGUAUCGCCCACAGGUGAUGGAGGACGAGGAGAAUGCAGCGGAGAGCUUGAUGAGCAACAUGGAAGCUGCUCAUUCUCCAUCCCCUAUCCACUGCUGCUGGCUCCGCCUCCGAUACUUGGCAGCUACUAGCAUUAUCUGUGGCUGUUCUUGCCUGGGAGUCAUGGCUCUUGUGUUUGCUGUCAAGGCAGAAGAGCGGCAUAAGGCAGGCCAGUCGGAGGAGGCCAUAUACUGGGGGGCCCGGGCCCGGAGACUCAUUCUGGCCAGUUUUGCUGUCUGGUUUGCUGUCCUUGUUCUGGGUCCCCUGCUGCUGUGGCUUCUCUCCUACACCAUUGCGCAGGCUCAGUAAUCCUGGAUGGCCUUUGCUGAGAGCCAGUCAAGACCUGGAUCCAGUCCAACAGUGUGGCAGUGCUCGGUUCUGGUGACAGGAGUGGUUCGUGGUUCUUCCUGUCUGGAAGGACGUUGCCUUUCUCGGGAGCCAUUGGAAGAGCCCAUCUAGGCUACUCAAAGCACCUGAGACAUCACGGGGAGGUCAGCCUGCUCUGUUCUUUCAUUACCCUCUGCUUUGUCUCCCCUGCCCCUCCAUCCUAGGAGCCUCCAUUCAGAGAAAGGGUUGAAAACCAGGCUUGAUUUUAUUAGAAUUUGUUUUGUAAU